CUACGGUUUGGCAUUGAGUGUGAAACAGGCUAAUAAAUGUGAGUGGUUCACCGCCGCAACUUCCAAUGUGCGAGCACUUACUCGUCUCACUGUCUUGCUAUAUUUGGGUGAGAACACAGAGGAUAGUGGAGUUCAACGAGAUGGAGCAAAUAAAGCACAGAACAGUUGAAGUGAAUGGCAUAAAAAUGCAUGUUGCAGAGAAAGGAGAGGGUCCAGUGGUGUUGUUCCUCCACGGCUUCCCUGAGCUCUGGUACUCAUGGCGCCAUCAGAUUCUCUCUCUCAGCUCCCUCGGCUACCGCGCCGUCGCUCCCGAUCUCCGUGGCUACGGUGACACCGAAGCACCACCUUCAAUCAGCAGCUACAACUGCUUCCACAUAGUGGGUGAUCUCGUUGCGCUUAUUGACUCUCUGGGUGUCCAACAAGUGUUCCUUGUGGCUCAUGACUGGGGAGCCAUCAUAGGUUGGUAUCUAUGCAUGUUUCGCCCUGACAAAGUUAAGGCCUAUGUCUGCCUCAGUGUCCCUCUCCUCCGCAGAGACCCAAACAUCAGAACGGUGGAUGGCAUGCGUGCUUUGUAUGGAGACGACUACUAUGUCUGCAGAUUUCAGAAACCAGGGGAAAUGGAGGCUCAGAUGGCUGAAGUUGGCACUGAGUAUGUUCUCGAAAACAUCCUUACAACUCGCAAUCCUGGUCCUCCAAUUCUUCCCAAGGGAAGGUUUCAAUUCAAUCCAGAAAUGCCCAACACCUUGCCCUCUUGGCUCACAGAAGAAGAUCUCGCCUAUUAUGUCUCCAAAUUUGAGAAAACCGGAUUCACUGGACCCUUGAACUACUACAGAAAUUUCAACUUAAAUUGGGAGUUGACGGCACCAUGGACAGGAGGGCAAAUCAAGGUGCCCGUAAAAUACAUAACAGGUGAGUUGGACAUGGUAUACAACUCGCUGAACUUGAAGGAGUAUAUCCACGGCGGAGGGUUCAAGCAAGAUGUGCCAAAUUUAGAACAAGUGAUUGUGCAGAAAGGAGUGGCUCACUUCAAUAAUCAAGAAGCAGCAGAGGAAAUCGAUAAUUACAUAUACGAUUUUAUCAACAAGUUCUGAUCUUGUCCAAAAACGAAUUCAACCAGAUAUAAAGUCGCAGCUGAAGUGAAAGGGUGUUAUAAUUGCGCUUUUGUUUUGAUAUUUAAGGUAUCGAGAUCUUUUUUAUGGGCAGGAUUCAUCAACUGCAGAAAACCUCCAUACCAUCAACCUUCCUAUGCUUGUUUGUAUUAAUUAACUGAUAAUAAUACUGUAUGGUUUGGUACUUGCUAAAUAAACUUAGUCUUGUCAUGCAAAUGGUAUAUCUUAAAAAAUGUUUUGAAA
This is a messenger RNA of Glycine soja, 1352 nucleotides long. Its product is annotated as epoxide hydrolase A-like. Gene Ontology annotation, molecular function: hydrolase activity. Bases 66 to 1091 code for a protein of 341 amino acids. The record is from RefSeq and is a predicted model, not a curated record. Lineage: Eukaryota; Viridiplantae; Streptophyta; Magnoliopsida; Fabales; Fabaceae. The transcript has 3 exons.